GCGCCCUGACCCUAUUCCUACAAAUUGGAGCCUGCCUCCUCAUCGCGAUGGAGGUGGCCAAGAGCAUCGUGCCCAUCUACAUCCGCCGCGCAGCCGACCGCCUCAGCGGCGGCGGCGGCGCGGAUGCCGCUGCGGGCGGCGGCGACCUGGCCGGUGAUCGCACUGCGGCAGCAGAGCCAGCGCAGGGCAGGGCACGCUCCGGCUGUCCUCGCUCCAGCCGCCCUGCGCCAAGCACGCCAGGCCAGACACGCAGCGCCGCGGGGCAUCGGGUGCCCGAGAUCACAAGAGAUCUGGUUGAGCGCCUUGUAAUGCACAGCGUCAGCGGCAGCGGCGUGCCCGGCGGCCCCAACGCAAACAGCGGUGCGGCGGCUGCAGCCGCGGCCGCGAAGCAGGAGACGAGCCUGCCAGGCGCGUGGACCAGCAGCGGCGGCGGCUCAGAGCUGCUGUCUCUCAGCGGCGGCCUCCGAGCAGGCGGGGGCGGCGCUGACGGGGCAGUGCAUGUGCGGGCCCGUCCGGCAGCGGCGGCGUUGCCUGUAGAGUGUGACGCUGCUCAGCCGGCGGCCGGCAGCUGGGCUGUCCUGCGCUCGCCAAAGUAG
This is a messenger RNA of Monoraphidium neglectum, 596 nucleotides long. RefSeq lists its product as hypothetical. The record is from RefSeq and is a predicted model, not a curated record. The transcript has a single exon. NCBI's taxonomy places the organism in Eukaryota, Viridiplantae, Chlorophyta, Chlorophyceae, Sphaeropleales, Selenastraceae. The annotation marks the transcript as partial.